UGGGCUGUUGCCCUUUUAAGUGUUUUCCCCUGAAUGGAGUGUGCCUGGUGGAAGGCACGUUGAGGCGGUACGUGUGAUGAACAUUGAGCUCAGCUGGACGGCAUGCGGCUGUGGCCAAACCUCCAGCCACCCGCUCAUUCACUCCCUCAGUGUAAAAACAAUGGCGGCAAGCAGCUGGGGACAGGAGGUUCGCGUUUUCCUCACUGCUCGGGGUUAGCCUCUGAGCGGAUUCCGAGCGGACUGGCAGCUUCUCCGCCAUGGAAGGCGCGGCGGAGAACCCCAACCGAGCCGUGGAAUAUCUGAAGGAGCUGAAUAAGAUCAUCGAGACCCAGCAAGAGUUGCUGGAGAACCAGAAGAAGCGCAUCGAAGAGCUGGAGCAGCAAGUGGCCGAGCUGUGGAAGGAGAACGCCUCUCUCAAAGAGGAGCACCAACGGCAUCUGGCCACUUGCCGCUUACAGAGCACCAACUACACGCCUCUGGCAUCAAUUAAAGAGGACUUAAAACACGAAAAAUAUGAAGGAGAGAGUUCUGGAAGUGUCAGUGUGGAGGGUGAUGCUCCAGGAAGUGAGACGGGCACCUCUCUUGACAGCCCUUCAAACUAUAGCCAGGGUCCAAUAACUCAUAGUGCUGCUGCCAGUCCUGAUCAAUUUGAUGGUUCCUCUUUGGUAUCAUUCCCUGCCUCACCUGGUCAUCAGCGUCCUAGGCGGCCCAAGCUUCAACAUUCCACCUCCAUACUACGAAAGCAAGCAGAGGAAGACGCAAUUAAGCGCUCCAGGUCUCUGUCAGAAAGCUAUGAGCUCUCCUCAGAUCUGCAGGAUAAACAGGUGGAGAUGCUUGAACGUAAAUACGGAGGACGUUUCAUAACCAGACAUGCUGCUCGAACCAUUCAGACAGCAUUCCGCCAAUAUCAAAUGAACAAAAACUUUGAAAGACUUCGAAGUUCUAUGUCUGAGAAUCGUAUGUCCAGGCGCAUCGUUCUGUCCAAUAUGAGAAUGCAGUUUUCUUUUGAAGGACCUGAGAAAGUCCACAGCUCGUUUUUUGAGGGGAAACAGAUGUCCAUGACUGAUGAUGCAGGAAAAGUGGGAACUGUUGUCCAGUCUGACUGUGGGGAUGUGGGAGGCACAGCAGUGAUCAAAUCUCCUGCUGCAAAUAAUGAUUUUGCAGAUGCAAUAACUGAGCUUGAAGAUGCUUUCUCGAGGCAAGUAAAAUCACUUGCAGAAUCGAUUGAUGAUGCGCUCAAUUGCCGUAGCUUACACACAGAUGAUGGGCAACCUGCUGAUCAGAGCAAACGUUACAAAGAAACCUUACAAAAAGAGGAAGAGGUGGAUAGUCUAUCGUAUGCUAAAUCCACACGUGAUGCUGAACGCAGAAAAUUGGAUGAAAUGUCCGCUUCCUAUAGCGAUGUCACCCUGUACAUUGAUGAAGAAGAACUUUCUCCUCCACUUCCUGUUUCACUACAAUCUGUGGACAGACCAUCCAGCACAGAGUCAGAGUUCCGGCUCCGAUCAGUGAAUUCUGGCCAGGAAUACUGGUCCAUGACUCACCGGGAUGAUAAACCAGACACAGACACAAGCUGCAGGAGCACCCCUUCUUUAGAGUGUCAGGAAUCGAGACUUCGUGUUGAUCAUCUCCCUUUACUAACUAUCGAGCCCCCCAGUGAUAGUUCAGUCGAUUUAAGUGACCGUUCAGAGAGAGGUUCACUAAAGAGGCAAAAUGCUUAUGAGCAGAGCCCCAAUAGCCAACGGGCAAGUCCCAAGCAUAUCCCGCAUUCUGUACCCACAAGAGUGUUCCACCGUGAUGAGGAACCUGCUCGCCAUCGACCACGACAGAUUGACAGCCACUUGGCUAUUAAUGGCUCAGCAAAUCGGCAAAGCAAGUCAGAGUCUGAUUUCUCUGAUGGGGAUAAUGAUAGUAUCAAUAGCACUUCAAACUCCAACGAUACAAUAAACUGUAGCUCUGAGUCCUCUUCCAGAGACAGUUUGCGAGAGCAAACCUUGAGCAAACAAACAUACCACAAGGAAACCCGAAACAGCUGGGAUUCUCCUGCAUUUAGCAAUGAUAUCAUAAGAAAACGUCACUACCGGAUUGGCCUAAACCUCUUCAAUAAAAAGCCUGAGAAAGGUGUGCAGUAUCUGAUUGAGCGUGGCUUUGUUCCUGAUACACCUGUUGGUAUUGCUCACUUCCUCCUUCAGCGGAAAGGUCUCAGCAGGCAGAUGAUUGGCGAGUUUUUAGGCAAUCGGCAGAAGCAGUUCAACAGAGAUGUACUUGAUUGUGUUGUUGACGAGAUGGACUUUUCAGGCAUGGAAUUAGAUGAAGCUCUCAGAAAGUUCCAGGCACACAUUCGGGUCCAAGGAGAGGCACAGAAAGUAGAACGUCUCAUCGAGGCUUUCAGCCAAAGAUACUGUAUCUGCAAUUCGGGGGUUGUGCGACAGUUCCGAAAUCCUGAUACCAUCUUCAUCCUAGCCUUUGCAAUCAUUUUGUUGAACACAGACAUGUACAGUCCCAAUGUGAAACCAGAACGGAAAAUGAAAUUAGAGGAUUUUGUCAAGAAUUUGCGAGGGGUGGAUGAUGGAGAAGACAUCCCUCGAGAAAUGCUUACGGGAAUUUAUGAACGAAUCCGCAAAAGGGAACUGAAGACGAAUGAGGAUCAUGUCUCCCAGGUUCAGAAGGUUGAGAAGUUGAUUGUGGGCAAGAAACCAAUUGGAUCUCUACAUCAUGGACUUGGUUGUGUACUUUCCCUACCCCAUCGACGGUUAGUCUGCUACUGCCGAUUAUUUGAAGUUCCAGAUCCCAAUAAGCCUCAAAAACUUGGCUUACAUCAACGAGAAAUAUUUCUAUUUAAUGACCUUCUUGUGGUUACAAAGAUAUUUCAAAAGAAGAAAAAUUCAGUGACAUACAGCUUCCGGCAGUCAUUUUCCUUGUAUGGGAUACAAGUUCUUCUCUUUGAAAAUCAGUAUUAUCCAAAUGGGAUCCGACUUACUUCAGCUAUUUCAGGUGCUGACAUCAAAGUCCUGAUUAAUUUCAAUGCCCCCAACCCACAAGAUCGCAAAAAAUUCACUGAUGAUCUACGUGAGUCUAUUGCUGAAGUUCAAGAGAUGGAAAAAUACAGAAUAGAAUCUGAACUAGAAAAGCAGAAAGGAAUUGUACGCCCAAGUAUCUCUCAAAGUUCAGGCCUGAAAAAGGAACCUGGUAUUGGCACAAUAAGCAGGACCAGUCUGGAUGACAGUUAUACCACUGGGGAAGGGUUAAAGAGGACCGCACUAAGUAGUUCCCUCAGGGACCUCUCAGAAGCAGGCAAGCGUGGGCGCCGCAGCAGUGCAGGAUCGCUAGACAGCAAUAUGGAAGGGUCAGUCAUUAACAGCCCUCAUGCACGUCGAAGAGCCACCACAUCUACACGAGGAGAGUGUCCAAUCCGUCCUCACCAGACAUUGUCAAAUUCAUCAUCACUGCUUGGUUCUUUGUUUGGUAGUAAAAGAGGGAAAUCCUCUUCCCAGGCUUAUUCCGCACCAGGGUCAUCUCAGCAACUUCAAUAUCCACCACAUCAGCAACAUCCCUCUGUUGUGCAUCACCCAGGCCAGACAGAAGUACAGACGCAGCAGUUGCACUCAAUUCACUCCCAGUUCUGUCAUAUGCAACAGACCCAGCCCCUCCCACCUCCUUAUCAUCAUCAUCACCACUACCACCCACCUCAACAUGCUCAGCUCCCUCAUCAGCAUCACCAACACAUACAGCAUUCCCAACACACUUCGCAUUCCCAACAUGCUCCCUAUGUGCAACAACACCCGCAUGCAGCUCACGCCUCUGUGCCCACUCCCCAUCCCCAGCAUCCUACUCACUCACAGCACCCUCAACAUCUCCAUGGCCAACAACCCCCUUCUGCUACCAGUGGCAAGACCAAACACACAAGUGGCAUCAGCACAAUAGUCUAGGUGGAAAGGUAGAACUUAGAACAUUGAACACUUAUCAUAUUACAAAGAAGCUGCACUAACUCUUAUGAAAACACUUAAAUGCAGCAAAAGGUAAAUCUGACUUCUUAAUUUUAAUCGGUCGAAUUACUACUGUGUGCUUUAUAUAGCAACCCAUCAGUAACAUAAUUUACAUUCCCAGUGUAAUGUUAGAAAGUACUGUAAUUGGCUUCAUCCCUCCAGGCGUUCAGGGGAAAAUUUUCCUUGAUUUCUUUUUUGCCUUGCUUGAGGCAAGCUGGGAGCUUACUGUGCUGCUUGCCAUUCAGUGCUUUUGCUCUUGGACUUCGAGCAGAUGUUACGGCUUUUUUUUCUUUCCCUUGGAGUAUUGCCUGAUGGCUUUUCUGUUAGUUCAGAUAUAGGAGUCUGUAAGAAAGGAAUAUGGUGUGGAUUCUAAACUAACUUGCUUCAUCACACUGGUUUUUAACAAUUGCUGAAACCCUUUUGUGGAUAGAAGGUUGUUAUAGUUUAUUUGAAUUCUGUUUUUGAUCAUUUAAAAAAUAAUGAAUUGCGUAUGAAAAGUAUUGCUUAGCACCCUGAAGCUGCAAAACAUGCCUCAAGUUUAAAGGAAAAAUGUAGGUUCAGUUAUAUUUUAGCACUGAAACAUAAAAAUGAAGUUGUGGAAUUCUGACCAUUUUAAACUAUUCCAGUAUUUAUUCAACUUUAGCCCCCAGUAUCAACAAACACAUCAAUUGUAAUCUUUAAGUGUGCCAACUAUAUCAUCACAUGCUAUUUUAAUCAAGACCUGCUUUGUGUAUAACAUGCAUAUUUUAAUAGAAAAAUGAAAGCCUAUUUGACUUAUCAGUAUUGAAAUUAGUAUAGUGAGCUAACUGUGAAAUUUGGUGCAGUUUGCUAUUGAAAUGGUAUUUAAUCAUCUGUUUUGGCAUCCUUUAUUCCAAUAAUAAUUGCUUAUCAGGUGGGAAAAAUGAAGGGAUAACAUUUGGAAUAGAUCCAGAUUUACUUCAUCCAUUUACAAAUGAGAGUUCAGUAUAAACAGAAUUCCAUGUUCAUUUGCACACACAUGAAUAUUAAUAAGCCCACUUCAAGUAAUUAGCAGGAUAAAGCAUUAAAAUUUUGAAGGAUAAAAUUCCUUUCUUUUUUGAGAUGAUUUUCAGGAGAUAAAUAUAUAUUUUUGCUUCAAAGUACAUUGCACUCAGCAGGCUGAGUACAUCUCUCUCACAUCACUAUUAUACUUGUUUUAUGAAAUUUAAAAUAUGGUCCCUAUAUUUCAAAAAAGGAUUGGUGAUAUCAAAUAAAAUCUAAUUAUUGCAGCAGACACACUGUUGAAGUGAACAGCUUGCAAAAUAAUAUAUUCAGUGACAACGUGAGGGGUCUGCUAAAACUGAAGGAACACUUCUGGCUUGGACCAUUCUGACAUAGAAGAUGAGCUCAAACUAAUAUUUUUUAUUCUGACAACAACAAAUUCACCAAACAUGAAUACCAGCAAACUUAUGAACUGAGCACUUUGUUAGCUGCCAUAGUGAGCAAAUACAGCAGAUAGAGUUUAGCCUUUUUUUAAGUUGAGUUUCUUUAAUGUGCAAUAUUUUCUUAUAAUUAUGUACUGAAGUGAGAAUAAAUGUCAGGUUUAUUAAUUUAAUCAUUCUUGAACAUCAUAGAUCGUGAAGUCUUAUCUCUUGGAAUCAGACUGAUUCCUGGGAUUCUGUUCCUUGCAGUAUAAAGAACGAAGCGCUUUCAAUGAAGCAGGCUAUCUUGCAUGACAUUUAAUGUUAAUAUGAUGAGGCUACACUCUACAUACUGUAUAUUUGCAAAGUUUCAGUGUUGACAUUAAAUAUAGUUGAAGUAGGGUGAUCUCAUAUUAAAAUACUUACUGUUUCUUCAUACCUCUUUAUAAGUAUAGUCCAAUUGUAAUCCCAAACCUGUUCCAAAAAAGAUCUGGUUGCCAUUUGAGAUGAUAGUGGUGGUGGGAAGGAUUAGUUUCAAGGUCCAGGACCUAUAUAAACUGCACAAUAGCUCCUUCAGGAAGACUUUUGUCUGUUACAUAUACUGUGCAUAAAUUGUUUGAAAUGACCACAAAUUUUCAUUGUAAAUAAAAAUGUAUUAAAUUGGGAAUAGUGUGGAUUCUUUUUAUUUCCAAUGCUUAAGCACCUGUAUAAUCAGUUUGUCCAAGUUAAUGUUUAGCUCUGCAUGUUUUGUGAGUGCUGAUGUGUACACAAGUUCAAACACAUGGCAUUUAGACUUUCAUCAAGAUGUUGGAUCUUUAGCAUAUAUGUUUGGCUUACGCAAAUAAUUUCUACCAGAUGAUGCCAGAUCAACAGGAAUACACUGUGGCCUGUAAUUCACCCACUUUAUCUUGCAGACCUGAUCUUUUCUGGAAUAAAUCAAAUAAUGUGUAUUUGUAUUUGAUUUUUUUAAGUUAAGAAUGAAAUGUAUGACAAUGUAAUUUUUUGGAUAAGAUCACUUUAAUAUUAGUGUACAAGUAUUGUAUUGCUUCUAAAAAAAGAAAAAAAUGCAAUCGUCUGAUGUCAGAUUUUUUUCCCAUCGUGCACUGCAUGCUGCAGUAGCUGCUUGUUUCUUGUAACAACAAACUGAAUGAAAGUCACCAAAUACAAAGUGAAAAUCUUAAUGUUAGAUUACUGUCUCAUGUAAAAGCUGUGUUGCUACAAUCCAGCAUGCAUUUAGGUUUGUACUCAUUGUACAAUAUCAUUUGGCAAAGCCAAUUCUGCCUGCAACUCUAAAGAAGCAAUUGUGUACAUACUUGGAAUGGAAUGCCAUAUCUCAAGGGGAGAAAUGGGGAGAGGAGUAGGCAAUUAAACAAGAGGUGGGGCUAAUGAAUCGGCAAUCCUUUAAUUUGUAUAUAGUGUGUAAAUUAGUAUUACAAAUAUACCCAAUAAUUUGGGUUGCAUUCCUUAUGUUUCUAAUCUACCAUAAUGCUUAGGUCUGUUAUACAUCUGUGGCAGCCCAUACCAAAUUGUUAGCUUAUUGCAAGUGAUGAGUACUUGAAAACAGACUGUUAAUUUUCAGAUGCUUUCAACUAUUCAUGCAUUGUAAUUGUUCUCCAAGGCUCAUGAUCCAUUUUGUAUGGAAGGAGAGAGGAGUGCUUUCAUUUUAUUAUGCAUUAUAAUUGUAAGUAGUACACAGCCCUAUCCAUGUCAAACUAUGACUGUGAUAAUGUGGAGAACGCAAAAUAAACCAUACAAGAUUAAACUUGAUGUUUUUUUUAUUUA
This is a messenger RNA of Chiloscyllium plagiosum (whitespotted bambooshark), 7147 nucleotides long. It is a transcript of the gene iqsec1b, whose product is annotated as IQ motif and Sec7 domain ArfGEF 1b. Gene Ontology annotation, biological process: regulation of ARF protein signal transduction; actin cytoskeleton organization. The record is from RefSeq and is a predicted model, not a curated record. Gene Ontology annotation, molecular function: guanyl-nucleotide exchange factor activity. NCBI's taxonomy places the organism in Eukaryota, Metazoa, Chordata, Chondrichthyes, Orectolobiformes, Hemiscylliidae.